ACGUGGACGGUGCCGCGGUCACUUCCGGUCACAUGACACAUUCUACCGGUGACAGCGCUGUAGCUUGUUACUGGCUGAGCGGAUACAGUGUGUCUUGGGAUCAUGUCCGCGGAUCUGCUGAGCUGGUGUGUGGGAGAACUGGAGCGCCGCUUCGGAUUACGUGUCAGCGAGGACAUCGUACAGUAUAUCCUUUCCAUCGACACAGAGGAAGAAAUUGAAGAAUACAUUAAUGACCUUAUUCAAGGUUCUGAUGGUCAGAAACUAGACUUCAUCAAUGACUUAAAGAUACGCUGGCAGAGAAUAAGGAAUCUUCACAACUCGUCCGCAACCUCGAGCAAUAUGAAAGAUGAUAUGCCAGGCAUGCAGGGGUUAUCAUUUGCAGACCAGACGAAAAAAGGCAGACGUAAAGGAAGGAAUAAGCUGGAGCCUCUCCCAACAUCUUCUGUGACGGCUACACCUCCUGAAGAAGUAAAGACCCCGAUGGACUUGGCUAAGCAUGCUCAGGCUCAAGAAAUGGCUGCCUUGUCAUCUUCAAAGAAAAAGCAGAAAUAUGUUAACCUUUAUACUAAAGAAGGACAGGAUCGCUUAGCUGUACUGAUCCCAGGCCGUUACUCCUGCGAAUGUCUGGCCCAGAAGCAUAAGCUCAUUAACAACUGCAUGAAUUGUGGACGCAUUGUGUGUGAACAAGAGGGAUCGGGACCGUGUUUGUUUUGUGGCAACCUGGUAUGUACAAAAGAAGAACAAGAUAUUUUACUAAGAGACUCAAACAAAAGUCAGAAGUUACGAAAGAAACUCUUGGGGGGUGCUGAAACAAGUGGGAAAACGGAUCUCCUACCACACCAAGAAAUGCGUCUUAAAGUAGGUUUAGAAAGGGCCAUGCAACAUCGUGACAAGCUCCUAGAAUAUGAUAAGAACAGUGUACGACGCACCCAUGUGAUUGAUGAUGAGUCCGAUUACUUCUCCACUGAUUCCAACCAGUGGUUGUCCCAGGCAGAACGUGAGGCACUUCGCCAAAAAGAACAGGAAUUGCAAGAGCUACGUCAUGCUUCUAAGCUUUCUCGCAAGGUUACUAUAGACUUUGCAGGACGCAAAGUUAUAGAUGAAGGAGGAGACAUGGCUGAGUAUAACAAGCGGUUUGAUGAGGCUGUACAUGCAGCCAACUCUGGCACAAUAGCAAAGCCAGCGAGAAUUUCGGGAAAGAAUACACAAGAUUCCAUUCUUUUGAAUCCAUCCUUGAUGUUUCCACCACCAAUGUGGGUUGAUCAGGUGAGUUCUACAACAAAUAGGAAGAAGAUUGGUGUGGAAGAUACAGAUGAGCGCAGCAGACUCCGAAUACAGGAUAGAGAACUGCAGGAGAUCAGUGAUCAGGGCAUGUGUCUGAGCAUGCACCAGCCAUGGGCCUCACUUCUUGUUGCUGGAAUUAAAAGGGUGGAGGGCAGAUCCUGGUACAGUGCUCACAGAGGCCGUCUAUGGAUAGCAGCUGCAGCUAAAAGGCCUUCCCCACAGGAGAUCUCGGAGCUAGAGACAUCAUACCGAGUGCUUCUUCACAAAGAUGUUAAAUUUCCUAAGGAUUACCCGACUGGCUGUCUGCUGGGCUGUGUGGAAGUAAUGGACUGCUUGCCCAAUGAUCAGUUUAGGGAACAGUGUCCAACUCUCAGCCAGGAAUCUGCUUCUCCAUUUGUUUUUAUUUGUGCAAACCCUCAGGAGCUACUCAUAAAGUUCCCUAUUAAAGGACAACACAAGAUCUGGAGACUAGAUUCUAAAAUCCACCAAGGUGCCAAGAAAGGAUUGAUGUUCAGGAAAGAGAAAACGUGACAAGCUGCAGAAAGUGGCACAAGAUUCUGCAGAUGAAGGCUUCAAUAUACUUUUUCAAUAAUAGAAUUUCUAAAUAUUGUUUGCUCUUAACUUUUGAUUUUGGAUUUGUGAAUACUUUCCAAACAAAAAUAAUAAUAAAGAGCUAUUUAAUUUUAAGUUUGUAUAAUGGAUAAACUAGGCAAAAGGAAGUCCAUGGAGUAUGAUGUGUUGUGACAUUUUGUUGGAAUUUAUGCAUAACUUUAACCAUUUUUAUAGCCAUUGUAAUGCAGAAUUAGAAGACUGGUUACAGAUGCUUUAAUGGCGUAUAGUGACCCCACGACCUA
Messenger RNA from Hyla sarda, 2138 nucleotides. RefSeq names its product thyroid hormone receptor interactor 4 (gene TRIP4). The transcript has 13 exons. Gene Ontology annotation, molecular function: zinc ion binding. Gene Ontology annotation, biological process: regulation of DNA-templated transcription. The record is from RefSeq and is a predicted model, not a curated record. Gene Ontology annotation, cellular component: nucleus. The coding region runs from base 103 to 1815 and encodes 570 amino acids. NCBI's taxonomy places the organism in Eukaryota, Metazoa, Chordata, Amphibia, Anura, Hylidae.